This is a messenger RNA of Mytilus trossulus (common blue mussel), 1660 nucleotides long. Its product is annotated as sulfotransferase 1B1-like. The record is from RefSeq and is a predicted model, not a curated record. Lineage: Eukaryota; Metazoa; Mollusca; Bivalvia; Mytilida; Mytilidae. Gene Ontology annotation, biological process: sulfation. Gene Ontology annotation, molecular function: sulfotransferase activity. Gene Ontology annotation, cellular component: cytoplasm. The transcript has 7 exons. The coding region runs from base 504 to 1394 and encodes 296 amino acids.
UAAUUUUAUCAAAGCCAUCGCAGAUAAAUGUCCUUUUGAAAAAUUAAAAAAGAAUAAGAUUGACGACACUACAUCACUACAUCCAGAGAGCAGAUCAACGCUAUGGCGAAAAGGGAUAAUUGGAGAUUGGGAAAACUGGUUUACAGUCGAACAAAAUGAACUAUUCGAAAAACUGUAUCAGCAGGAAAUGAAAGGAUAUGAUAUAUUGUAUACAACUCACCAACAGUUUAAAUGCUGUUGUUUUCUGCAUGCAUGACAUAAAAAUAAUCAUAUUUAAAACCUAUUAACUAUUCAUAUUGUCCUGGUGCUAUUCUUGAUGCAUUUUCGAAGACUAAUCUGCUUCUGGUUUUGUACGUUCGACCGUGUCAUUUUAAAAAUAACGGAUACCAUUAAACUGAUAAUAAGAUGUGCAUUCCCUAAGGUUAUCGAAAUCACAUGCUUAUUACGUGACAAUUUUGUGUUUACAUAUUUGUUGCUAAAUUUAAUCUUGUAUCACAUAUAUAAUGGCGGAGGUUGAGAAAAGGAUAGGAGGGCCAUUUUUUCCAUUCAUUGAUUAUAAAAGUAUUACACUACCGCCUAUGCCACCCAUAGUAAAGGAUGUACAUCAUUUUAUGGACUCACUUCGAAAUUUCAGUUCACGUGAAACCGAUGUUAUUCUUUGUUCGCCAAUGAAAUCAGGUACACACUGGGUACAUGAACUAGUGUCCAUGCUUUUACAUCGGACGACUGAAUAUAACAGCCAUGGUGAACUGAAUGAUUGUAACUUUGAAUGUCAAACUGACUGGGAACGACUGGAGAAAAUGAACAGUCCAAGAUUCUUCCACACACAUUUGCCAAUGGAGUAUCUGCCAAGGAAGCACGUGGAAAACAAAUACAAAAUUAUAUAUCUGAACAGAAACCCAAAAGACAGAGCUGUGUCCCAAUAUUUAUUUUUACAAGGAAAGACAGGAGUACCUCGAAUGACAUGGAAUGAGUUUUUUGAAAAAUACGUUGUCGUUGAUACUAUAUACGGUGGAUGGUUUACCUUUACUAAAGAAUUUGAGAAAGCAAUAGCUGAAAACAGAGAAAAUAUAUUACCAGUCACUUUCGAAAAUCUAAAGAUUGCAACCAUUCCAACUCUUUUAGAAAUUGCAUCGUUUCUUGGUAUUUCAGUUGACGACAAUUUUAUCAAAGACAUUGCAGAUAAAUGUGCUUUUGAAAAUAUAAAAAAGAAUAAGAUUGACACUACAGUAUCUAUACAUCCGGAGGGCCGAUCAACACUAUGGCGAAAAGGAAUAAUUGGAGACUGGGAAAACUGGUUCACAGUGGAACAACAUGAAAUGUUCGAAAAACUGUAUCAGCGCGAAAUGGAGGGAUAUGAUGUAAACUUCGUAUACAAUUCACCAAAAGUUUGAAUGCCGUUUGAACGAUUUUUUUAUUCAGCUUCUCAUUGUGGAGAUAAAAUUGCUCCUUCUAUUUCUUUGCUUGCCUUAUCAAUGCUUUGGAAGCUAUGUAAUCAUUUAAUAUAGUGAUUUUCUUACAAUACAAAUUGUAAACGAUAAGCAAAAUAUGUUCAAGAGAGGCUAAAGAAAACAUUGUUAUUUACGCUAUGCUCCGAUAUCACAGUUUUCAUUUGAAGGUAUUUAUAGAAUGGCAAAUGCUGAAAAUGUAUUUAGUGACG